Messenger RNA from Cetraspora pellucida, 1875 nucleotides. NCBI's taxonomy places the organism in Eukaryota, Fungi, Glomeromycota, Glomeromycetes, Diversisporales, Gigasporaceae. The record is from the annotation of a GenBank genome assembly.
AUGUCUGAAAAAUACAACACCGCAAAGAGUCAAUAUUCAGCCUCCCUAUCAUCUUUUUCAUCAUGUUUAUCUUGGCUUAAUUCUGUUGCAAGCAUGUAUAGUAAUGGUAUUUCUAUAAACAAGGAUCAGAUUGAUAAUGAGAUUAAAGUCAAGCUCACUGAACAAACUAAUUUGAUGCAAAUAAACAAGAAAAUAAUUGAUCAAUAUGAAGGAGAAUGUCGAUACUACACAUUAUGUUUGAUAAAUUAUCCUAGUAAAGAUUAUUAUAUGUAUUAUCAAGUAGCAGGAGGUAGUUUAGAACUAUAUGAAUCAUUUGUUGAUUGUGUCAAGCGAGAAGUAUUUGAAGAGACCAAAUUAGAUUUGAAAGAUUUCCAUUUUAUUGCUUAUAAUGAAGGAUUUCGUAUAUUUCCUGACUGUCCAGAUUGUGAAAUCAUGUUCAAAACUGCGAUCUAUUUAACUAUUACUGAUGAAAUUCCACAACUAACAGAACCUGACAGGAAUUCUGCAUGGGAGGCAUAUACUAUCAACGAGUUUAAAAAUCUCAAAGUUACUGAUUCUUUAAGACUCAAAGAAUCAGCAAUAAUUGAGGCCAUUAAUUCAAAAUUCAGAAAUCAUAGAAAACGCAAGAUUGAGAUUAAUCAUGAAUCUCAAAAACAAGUUAAAAUAGAUCCUGAGGAACUCAAUGAACCUGAAUAUACUACAUCAUCCCCAUCUCUACUUCAAUAUUUAAUAACCACUGAAAAUUUUGGAUUAUUAGCUUUUGAUGUUAAAGUGAAUCGUGGAGAUCAUAGUAUCGAUAUUAUCAUAACAUAUAAGCAAAAACUUAUUUUUAUUCAAUGUAAAAACACUGAGACACCUAUACCUGUCCAAAUUGUGCGAGUUUUUGAAUCAGCUAUUUCAAGAUUUGCAUCUGAUUCUCUUGGAAUCAUCAUGUAUAACAGUGAAAAGUUAAAAGAAAAAGGAAAGUUUGCAACUCUUAAAGCAAAACAAUGGGCACAUAUAUCAAAAAGAAAUAUCAAAUUUUGUAAUAAAGAUCAGUUUGUAGAAAUUAUUAAGGAGUUUUACAAAUCAGAUAAUGAUGAUUAUAUAAAGUUAGUUGAUUAUAAAGCUGACAGAUUUAAUAUUGUUAGUUUAUUAGGAGAAAAUGUUUCUAUUGGUAGGAUAAUUUUUCUUUUCAUAACCUUUAAAACAAUUGACUUACAUACAAUGUCAAAAUUAUUUGAUGAACAAACUCAAGAACUCGCAAAAUUGAAUGGUCUUUUAUCAACUUUCCAUAGCUAUGUAAAUGCUAUCAAUGGUAAUAAUAAUCAUUGCACCUCAUAUAUGAAAAUAGCAUUGAAAAUCCAAUUGAAAGAAUUGGAAGAAUUCGAUUUCAAACAUUACAAAAAUGAAUUCAAAACUUCCAAAGAGAAAAUUAUGAGAAUUAUUAAUCGUAAAUUAGAUCCUGAAUUAGUAAAAAUGAAAGAAGAAUAUCAAUUUUACUCAGCAUCUAAUAAGAUCUACCAAGAAGAUCAUAGAUACGAGGAUGUUAAGAUAUUCAAUAAAUUUCUAGUUGAUAAAUAUGAAAAGGAUUAUAUCGACAGAAAAGUUAAUGAGAUUGAAUCUCUUACUCCUUACAAGGUCAUUUUUGUGAAUCCUUCUCUUGAAACUACAAUUGAUCAUAAAAAAAGACAAAAUAGAAAAAGCAAAAAAUGUCUUAUUCAAUAUUUAAGAGAUCUUUACGAUUUUUACCAAACUGGUAUUGAUGUGAUUUAUAAUGAAUAUAUCAUGUUCAAGAAUGAAAAUGUUUUAUGUAAAGAUUGUCUUAAAUUUUCCCAAUGUAAAAAGAAUUGUGAUUUCAGCUCCUAUGAGAGUCUUUUUGAGCAACUUUUAUAA